Pseudogymnoascus destructans is the source of this 1387-nucleotide messenger RNA. RefSeq lists its product as uncharacterized. The record is from RefSeq and is a predicted model, not a curated record. Lineage: Eukaryota; Fungi; Ascomycota; Leotiomycetes; Thelebolales; Thelebolaceae. The transcript has 3 exons. The coding region runs from base 405 to 1367 and encodes 320 amino acids.
GGCUCGGUCUGCUGCAUACGGAAAAUAACAACUGGUCAUUUCUUCAAUACCUGCCGUGAGAAAAUCUUGACGGGUUGUGACAUCGGCGGUGUGGAGAGUCACCCGGUUUAUGUGAUACUGUCGGAUUUUGAUUAGUAUAUAGCUUCAUCAUCCCAUCGAGGUUUACGGGAUCCGCAGAAAUCCCUUGAGAGAUUGACUGUGGGAGUCGUCGAAGAUGAAGAUCCAAAACCUUUUUGUCGCUGCUGCGGCAUUGGCAUCCCCCGCCCUCGCAGAACUAGCCACCUUCUCCCCAAGAACACGCCGUCGGCAUCCCCCAUCACUCCAGCACCCACCGCGGCGACAUCUUCAUCUCCGUCUCCUUCCCCGCCAAAUACCAAUAUGUCGGCUUCGGCAUCAGCACGCACAUGGCCGGCGCCACCAUCUUCGCCGUCUACACCGACGGCAAGGGCAACGUGACCGUCUCCCCCCGCGACGGAACCGGACACUUCGAACCCCUCCACAGCUCCAGCAAGACCGUCACUCUCCUCGCCGGCUCAAAAGCAGACGCCACCAGCGUCGUCGCGAACUUCAAAUACCGCGCCGACGAGCCGCUGCUGCAGGUUCAAAGCCACUCGUCGCCAUUCAUCGGGUCCUGGAAGGAGGGCCCGGCAUUCAACACAACGGACCUCGCGCAGACGCUCGAUCACCACGAUGAUCACAGUAUCUACACGCUAGACCUGGUGAGCGCGAACGUGGGGGUGUCGCAGAACCCCUUUUUAGGCGCGAGCGCGGCGCAGCUGGUCGGGCAGCCGCAGGGUGGUGCUGAGCUUGACAUAGCUCUGGGAAAGAGGCUCUUGAAGGCGCAUGGGACGCUGAUGGGUGUGGCGUGGUUGAUUGUGUAUCCAGCUGGUGCGAUCCUGAUGCGGUUGCGGUGGGGGGGAGUGUGGGCGCAUGUUUUCAUACAGCUGGUGGGGACGUCGAUGGUGAUCGCGGCGUUUGCGAUUGGGUAUACGUUCUCAGGGAUGUAUGGGAUACGCUUCAAUAACACACACACCUUGUUUGGCGCCUCGAUCUUCGGCCUCAUCCUCGUGCAGCCCUUCCUCGGGAUUGCACACCACUUGCUUUAUAGGCGUGAAGGCAAGGGCACGCUCUUUGGCCUGCUGCACUGUUGGUAUGGCCGCGCCAUCAUCAUCCUGGCUGCCGUCAAUGGGGGCUUGGGGCUGCAGAUGGCCAGGAACUCGAGGGGCGGCGAGAUCGCGUGGGGGGUUGUCGCUGGCGUCGCGUUGCUGGCGUACCUUGGGGCCUCUGUGUAUUCGGUGAAGGGGAACAAGAUGCAGAAGAAGGUUAAGGACAAGGACGAUGAGGUGAGGGGAGGGGAGGGGAAUUGAGGAAUGUAUAGGGGCGGAAG